This is a messenger RNA of Pistacia vera, 543 nucleotides long. RefSeq names its product GDSL lipase-like. Gene Ontology annotation, molecular function: hydrolase activity, acting on ester bonds. Lineage: Eukaryota; Viridiplantae; Streptophyta; Magnoliopsida; Sapindales; Anacardiaceae. The record is from RefSeq and is a predicted model, not a curated record. Bases 1 to 543 code for a protein of 180 amino acids. The transcript is spliced from 3 exons.
AUGGAACCGGCGGCAGCUUCAUCUAUACGGAGUCUUCUCUACAUAAUGUUUCUGUUGUAUUCCAGCCUUCUUACUGCUCCAGCAAGCUCUCAGGAUGAUGAGUCCAGGCAAGCUAAUAACAAACAUGUUGCCAUCUUUGUGUUUGGAGAUUCGGUCUACGAUCCAGGAAACAAUAACUAUCUCCAUCUUGGCAUUGAAUACAAGGCGAAUUUUACACCAUAUGGGGAGAGUUUUUUCAAAUAUCCGACUGGAAGAUUCUGCAAUGGCCGUAUCGUCCCUGACUUUGCUGCAAAAUACUCAAAUUUACCACUCUGGGAACCAUACUUACAACCUGGAAGUCAUAAUUUUAGCAAUGGAGCUAAUUUUGCAAGUGCUGGAGCUGGUGUUCUUGAAGAAAGUGAACCACUUACGCUUUACAGCCAAAAACAGCUAAGCUAUUUUAAGGAGGUGACCAAUUUACUGAAGCAGCAACUCGGUGAUGUAGAGGUCAAAAAGAUACUAGCCGAUGGAAUCUAUUUGUCUAGCUUCGGAGGCGUUGACUAA